This is a messenger RNA of Nicotiana tabacum (common tobacco), 960 nucleotides long. The record is from RefSeq and is a predicted model, not a curated record. NCBI's taxonomy places the organism in Eukaryota, Viridiplantae, Streptophyta, Magnoliopsida, Solanales, Solanaceae.
AUGGGGCGUGCAAAACUGAAGAUGGAACUAAUAAGCAAAGAGAAAGCAAGGAAUGCAACAUUCAAGAAAAGGAAAGAAGGACUAAUGAAGAAGUUGUAUGAAUUUACAACUCUUUGCAAUGUGAAUGGAUGUAUGAUCAUGUAUGGACCUAAACAAAACAAUGGAUCCAACUCUGAGCCUGAGAUUUGGACAAACAAUAGCAUGCAAUCUGGUACUAGUACUAAUAAAACCUUACAAGUUGAAGAGAUUCAGAAUCUCAUCGACGAAUACAAGAAGGAGAGUAGUACAAAAACCUUUGGAUUGUCUGAUUAUUUCCUCAAUCGAAACAAGAAAGUUGAGGAAGAGUUGAUCAAGUUGAGAAAGAAGAACAUGCAGAAAAAAUACCCAUGUUGGCUAGAGUUCAUGAACCAGUUAUCUGAAGUUAAGUUAAGGGAAUUCUUAACUUUAUUGGAUGACAAAGUUGAAAAAGUGAAGUCUAGAAUUGAUUUGCUCAAAGGGAAUUUUUCCAGUGAAGGAUUAAGCCAAUUGACUAAUAACAAUGAUAAUGUUAAUCCUCUAUUGGUACAAGGAGGAAUGGAAUAUGGAGGUAAUUUCAUAAAUAAUAAUCAAGAACAAGCUGCAAUUUAUCCUUAUUGUAAUUCCAUCAUUAAUCAUCAAGAAAUGAUGAUGUUAAUGAUGAAUGAGAAUGAUUGGCAAUAUAAUGGUGCAUCAUCAUCUUCUUCCUCCAAUGGCAUUGGCAGCAAUAAUAUGAGGUGUGCAUUAAUGAAGUAUGAGACAAUGAUGUCUCAUAACAUGAUGCUUAAUAGUCAAAUGCCAUAUUCAUCACCUUAUGUAGCUCCAACAAUCCUGCAGCCAACUCCAUACAUAAUCAUGCCGAGUGCUUUGCCCCAAAUGUACCAUCCUAUGAAGGAGAACGAGCAAGACGAGAAACUAAAACUAUCAUCUUAUUUGAGGCACUAG